Vicia faba (fava bean) is the source of this 786-nucleotide messenger RNA. The record is from the annotation of a GenBank genome assembly. NCBI's taxonomy places the organism in Eukaryota, Viridiplantae, Streptophyta, Magnoliopsida, Fabales, Fabaceae.
AUGAAUCCUGUCAUGGCUAGAAGCUCAAACAACAUGUCCUCUAAGAGACAUUUUCAUUGGACAAACAAGGUUGGAACUGAAGAAGGUGAACCUCACACUUCAGAAUCAUUUUCUACACUCAUUCAGAAGGAGGACUUAGCGUGUGACAAGGUUAUUGAUCAUGAGGCUUCAUCAGAUGUUAAAGCCACUACAAAUGCAACAAGGGGGAAGCUGAGAGCAGUGGCAAUCUCAAGGCUUCGUUCAGCUCUCACUGUGUUUGGCAAGAACCGGUCCAACACACCAUUUGGCCUUGGUUCUCGUGUAGUUGGCACGCUCUUUGGAUAUAGACGCGGGCAAGUACAUUUUGCAUUUCAGAAGGACCCAACUGCCCAAGAAGCCUUUUUGAUCGAGCUUGCGACACCGAUCAGUGGAUUGGUUCGCGAAAUGGCAUCCGGGUCAGUAAGAAUUGCUCUGGAAUGUGACAAGGAGAAAGAAGUAGAGAAGAAAGGUUUGCGAUUGCUGGAAGAGCCUCUGUGGAGGACAUAUUGCAAUGGCAAGAAAUGUGGUUUUGCUAAUAGAAGAGAAUGUGGUCAAAAGGAGUGGGAUAUUCUCAAAGCUGUUGAGCCAAUUUCAAUGGGUGCUGGUGUUAUACCAGGAGCUGAUAAUGGAGGACCAGAGGGUGAACUUAUGUACAUGAGGGCAAAGUUUGAGAGAGUCGUUGGAUCGAGAGAUUCUGAAGCUUUCUAUAUGAUGAAUCCUGACAGCAAUGGUGUUCCUGAGCUCAGCAUUUAUUUGCUUAGAGUCUAG